GUGUGUGCGUGCGUGUGUGAGAGUAGUGAGAGUAAAAACAUGUCGGGACAGUCAUUGACGGACCGUAUCGCUGCCGCGCAUCACAGCAUGACCGGCUCGGCGAUCAGCAAAGCGGUGUGCAAGGCCACGACACACGAAGUCAGCGCGCCCAAGAAGAAACACCUUGACUACCUGAUCCAUUGCACCAAUGAGCUGAACGUGAGUAUCCCACAGCUGGCUGACACUCUGCUGGAGCGCACGGCCACCAACAGCUGGAUCGUGGUGUUCAAGGCCCUUAUCACCACACACCACCUCAUGAUGUACGGCAAUGAGAGAUUGAUGCAGUACCUAGCCUCAAGAAACACGCUCUUCAACCUCAACAACUUUCUGGAUAAGGCCGCACUACAAGGUUACAACAUGUCCACUUUCAUCAGACGCUACAGCCGGUACCUGAAUGAAAAAGCCAUGUCCUACAGACUAGCAGCAGUGGACUUUACCAAGAUGAAGAGAGGUGCCGACGGCGUGAUGCGCACCAUGAACACAGACAAGCUGAUUAAGACCCUGCCCAUCAUUCAGACACAGCUGGACGCUCUGUUGGAUUUCCAGCCAAACUCAAACGAGCUGACCAACGGAGUGAUCAACACUGCCUUCAUGUUGCUGUUCAAAGACUCUAUACGGUUAUUUGCAGCCUAUAAUGAAGGGGUCAUCAACAUGCUGGAGAAAUACUUUGACAUGAAGAAGAACCAGUGUAAAGAGGCUUUGGAGAUCUACAAGACGUUCCUGAACCGAAUGACCAAACUGUCCGAGUUUCUCAAAGUUGCCGAGCGAGUUGGAAUAGAUCAGGGUGACUACCUUGAUCUCGCACAGGCGCCUACUUCACUCCUGGAGGCGUUAGAGCAGCAUUUGGCCUCUCUGGAGGGCAGGAAACUGAAGGAUCUCUCCACCGCCAGCAGAUCCAGCACCUUAUCGAGUGCCGUGUCCUCUCUCUCCAGUACAGGGAUCUCUCUGAGCCGAAUGGACGAGAAGACAGAGGACAACAGGCUGCAACACAAGGAGGACGGUCCUAAAGUGCUUGACAUCCAGACGCCCACAGUCUCUCCCAGCACUCAGUCUGUGGGCAGUGCCAACAGCAGCGGAGGAGCCACCGACCUCUUCUCCAACUCGCCCAUCGCUCCUGUCAACAACCACAUGCCAACCCUGAGCAGUGAGCUGUUCACCCUGCAGCCCACUUUCGCCCCCAUCCCGACCGCUCACACUGUGCCCAAUAACAACAACCACGCCUGGGGAGGUGAUCUGCUGAAGCCGGCCCCGCCCACUCACAUCCACAGCCCCGGAGCCCCACUGCAUUCUGGGAAGAUGCUGCCCAGUGAUUUGGACUCGUCGUUAGCCAACCUUGUAGGAAACUUGCAUUUUGGAAGUGCACCAGCCAAAAAACCGGAGCUGCAGUGGGGAGGUCUGGUGGAGAAGAAGCCGUCCGGAGGCGGUGGAUGGCAGACCAAAACCAUGUGCACCAGCACCAACUGGGCUCACAGCACACACCCUAUGGCCCCUGCACCCAUGCCCGUCCCACAGAUGAACGGGAUGAUCUAUACUGGCUAUGCUCCAGCACCAGUGGCUUUUCCUAUGACGACACCUCAAGUGCCUGUGUAUGGAAUGCUCCCCCCUCAGAUGGGUCAUCAUCAGAUGGGGGGUGUUCCCAUGAUGCCCCCUCAGCCUGUCAUGUACAACCAGCCUGUCCUGAGACCCACUAACCCCUUUGCACCCAUCCCGGGAACUCAGAUGCACUUCAUGUAACGAUAACAUCGUAACCAUAGCAGCCAAGUCGAGAGGAAAGAGGAGAGAAAGAGUCGAAGAAACAGAUCCAAGCAAAUGGCAAAAAGGCAGAGUGGUCCAAAAAUCAGGGUGGAGAAGAAAUUGCUGCAUGGAUCAAAACCGAUGUCUUGUUUUCUUGGCUCUCUGGUCUCUCCUCUGCCCAAGGCCCAGGACAUGAGAAUCCGCUAUAUAUCAUCAACCACUCAUCCUAUUUUCGGAAAUUUCAAUCAACACCAAGAAAUUAUGCUACAAAGAUCGUCAGCAUCCUCCUUUAACUCCUAUUUCCCUCUAAAAUGAAUCAAACUUGUGAGGCAUUUUUGGAUCGUUUGCUGGCACUUUACUCAGCGUAAACUUUGCCAAGGUUGUGCGGAUGAAGUGAUUGAAAUGUCUAGAUUCCUGGUAGUGUCAUUUGUCACUAUGAUGUGAGAAGUGGCUAAUUAGGUGUGUGUG
Messenger RNA from Boleophthalmus pectinirostris (great blue-spotted mudskipper), 2241 nucleotides. RefSeq names its product phosphatidylinositol-binding clathrin assembly protein-like. The transcript is spliced from 19 exons. Lineage: Eukaryota; Metazoa; Chordata; Actinopteri; Gobiiformes; Gobiidae. Gene Ontology annotation, biological process: clathrin-dependent endocytosis; synaptic vesicle budding from presynaptic endocytic zone membrane; clathrin coat assembly. Bases 40 to 1773 code for a protein of 577 amino acids. Gene Ontology annotation, molecular function: phosphatidylinositol-4,5-bisphosphate binding; 1-phosphatidylinositol binding; clathrin heavy chain binding. The record is from RefSeq and is a predicted model, not a curated record. Gene Ontology annotation, cellular component: clathrin-coated pit; synaptic vesicle; clathrin-coated vesicle.